AUGAAGACGACUAGAAAGAGCACCCCAAAGACCCGCACGGGAUGUACUACCUGCAAAACCCGCCGCAUCAAAUGCGACGAAACAAAACCGCAUUGUCUGCGGUGCACGCGCUCAAAUCGCACAUGUGGGGGAUACACAUCGCUUGCAUCCGCCCAUGUUGUGGAUAAAAUUAAAGAAUAUAGCAUCCCGUUUAAAGUUCCUGGCGGUAGAUUUGAUCGCCAGCUCCUCCAUUUCUACUGUAUCGAAGCCGCAGCGAGUCUUUCGAGCUUUUCCGACGCGGACUUCUGGAAUCGACUCAUCUUGCAGAGAUGCCACCAUCAGCCAGUGAUUCGCAACGCACUUGUCACGCUCAGCGCUAUUUAUCGAGACUAUAAGUCUAAAGAGAACUCUGGGUUGGAGUCCGACCGUACAUCGCCGCAGCAUCUGCAACUAAUCGCCAGAUCUCACAAGCAGCUAAGGAUACAUCUCUGUUCACCAGACGCGUCAACUGAAGUUGCUUUGAUCUGCAGCAUGAUCUUUUACGCUUUUGAGGCUCUUCUAGGCAAUGCCGUACAGGCGAUCCGACAUCUCGAUCAGGGGCUGAUCCUGCUGGAACGUUGUCAGGCUACUGCGCCCGUGCACCGCGCCACGGAUGACAUUUUUCCGCGUUUAACAGCCUUGUUCGCUAGCCUGGACAUUCAGGCAAGCACAUACACUAAUAGCCGGCAGCCUAUAUUGUCACUUACUUCGCCAUUGGAAAGGUCCGGGCUUGUCCCGGUCAUCCCAGAAGGUUUCACCUCUGCAGAUGCACACAUGUUACUCAUCAAGUUGCAGAACUGGAUGUUCCACCAUCUUGCCUCAUCCCACCCAUAUAAGAUUAAAGGCCUACACCUUCUACCAGCAGAUAUCCUUAUCGAGCGACACCGGCUAUAUGACCAAUUGACGAAAUAUAUAGAAACUGUGAGCGCGUGUUCGACCUAUAGUUCUCGCCCAAGCACGGCAAAUCGUCUACUCCUUCGACUCCAAGCGCGGAUCUUCCGCACUAUCCUGGCCGAGGAUAUUCCAUCUCUGCAGGAUAAAGAUCGUGAGCCACUUCGAGAAUGCUUACAGGAUAUAUCGGCCAUUUUGGAAACUAUGUCCACGUAUUCCUCUUCACAAGAUACUACUUCUGCGCAGAGAUCAUUCACAUUAAGUACCCAGCUUGUCGCAGCGCUCUACUAUAUCUGUAUGAAAAGCAAUCAUCCCAGCACAGUGGAGGCUGCCCUGUCAUUCCUGCGACACGAGAAGCUGCCGAGCCGCGAUGGGGUCUGGGACGCACGGACGGUAGAAGCUGUGGUGCAUGGCAUCCGACAUUCCAGCAAGCUGCCUGAAUGGCGAAUAGGCAAAGAUGAAGCUGCAAAAUAUCGCCUCGAGUACGCCAAUGCGGAUGUUGUCAACGCAGCUAGUGAUGGGGGCGUGUAUGAGAUACGGGAAAUACUGCGACGUAAUGAGCAGUAGAUCAGGUGUGGCGACUCCUCUAGCUUGGUGUCUAGGUCUUAAUGACCCCCACGAGAGCUGUUGAACACAGGUGAGCUGGCCGCUCUUGGGUCCUCAGCUUCCGGGAGCGGUUCUAACCGGCUCGUGUCCGAUAGACGACUUCCAUGGCGCGAUAGCGGGAUGAUGUCAACACAUCAAGGCAAUCCGGCUAAUUCGCGUGCAGGGAUCGGGUAUUGG
Aspergillus welwitschiae is the source of this 1692-nucleotide messenger RNA. RefSeq names its product Zn(II)2Cys6 transcription factor. The record is from RefSeq and is a predicted model, not a curated record. Gene Ontology annotation, molecular function: DNA-binding transcription factor activity, RNA polymerase II-specific; zinc ion binding. Lineage: Eukaryota; Fungi; Ascomycota; Eurotiomycetes; Eurotiales; Aspergillaceae. Gene Ontology annotation, biological process: regulation of DNA-templated transcription. The transcript is spliced from 2 exons. The coding region runs from base 1 to 1476 and encodes 491 amino acids.